This is a messenger RNA of Peromyscus californicus insignis, 2129 nucleotides long. It is a transcript of the gene Fn3krp, whose product is annotated as fructosamine 3 kinase related protein. Lineage: Eukaryota; Metazoa; Chordata; Mammalia; Rodentia; Cricetidae. The record is from RefSeq and is a predicted model, not a curated record. The transcript is spliced from 6 exons. Bases 52 to 981 code for a protein of 309 amino acids.
UAAACCCGCUUCUGCUUCAGGCCUGAAGCAGGUUGCUGUCCGUCAACUAUCAUGGAGACGCUGCUUAAGCAGGAGCUGGGAUACAGCUCAGUCAAAGCUACGGGUCACUCGGGAGGCGGGUGCAUUAGCCAGGGCCAGAGUUACGAUACGGACAGAGGACGAGUGUUUGUGAAAGUGAACUCCAAGGCAGAGGCUAAAAGAAUGUUUGAAGGUGAAAUGGCAAGUUUAACUGCCAUCAUGAAGACAGAGACAGUGAAAGUACCUAAGCCUAUCAAGGUUCUCGAUGCCCCAGGAGGUGGGAGUAUGCUGGUGAUGGAGCAUUUGGAUAUGCGGUAUCUGAGCAGUCAUGCCGCCAAGCUUGGGGCCCAGCUUGCAGAUCUACACCUUGAGAACAAGAAGCUUGGAGAGCAGCUCCUGAAGGAGGCUGGCACUGUGGGAAAAGGAAGUGGACAGGAAGAACGGCUCUUUGUGGACCAGUUUGGGUUUGAUGUAGUGACAUGCUGUGGAUACCUCCCCCAGGUAAAUGACUGGCAGAAGGAUUGGGUCACAUUCUAUGCCAGGCAGCGCAUUCAGCCCCAGAUGGACAUGGUGGAGAAGAGGUCUGGAGACCGGGAAGCUCUUGAGCUGUGGUCUGCUCUGCAGUUGAAGAUUCCUGACCUGUUCCAUAAUCUGGAAAUUGUGCCCUCCUUACUUCACGGAGACCUCUGGGGAGGGAAUGUAGCAGAAGAUUCCUCUGGGCCCAUCAUUUUCGAUCCAGCUUCCUUCUACGGCCACUCAGAAUAUGAGCUGGCAAUAGCCGGCAUGUUUGGGGGCUUCAGUAGCUCCUUUUACUCUGCCUACCACAGUAAAAUCCCUAAAACCCCAGGAUUUGAGAAGCGCUUGCAGCUGUAUCAGCUCUUUCACUAUCUGAACCACUGGAAUCAUUUUGGAUCUGGGUACAGAGGAUCCUCUCUAAACAUAAUGAGGAAUCUCAGCAAAUGAACUGGCCAGAGGGCAGAGUCUCUUAUGAGUGUGAUGGAUCUUCUAAUAAGAUGACUCCAUGUCUAGAUCAAGUCUUACCAUCAAAGCAUCACUGUGAACUGAAGGAAGUGCCUCAGAGUCAGGUGGUCAGAUUCCAACUAUUUGGUCAAGGAGCUCAUGAUUUGCUACAGUCCUUUCCCUCACGAAUUCUUCCCAUUUACUCCAUGGCUGGAUUUGCUUAAGAUCCUUUGAUGUUUUGUUUCUCAGCUUUGUAAAGUAUGGGUUAUUUCAGAGGAAAGAUUAUACAAUUCUGAAGUUGUGUACGCUGUAAAACUGGCUAGAUUAGGCCUCCCUGGUGAUAUGAACAGAGACUUAUGAAGUUUAGGUAUAGUGAGCCACACUCCACUGCAAAGGUAAAGAACUGUGAGUGACUGUGUUGGUGUGGUGGCUGGUGUCCACUGUGCCCUUCUCCCAUCGCUUCCUUCUUGUCUAUUAUCAUUUCUGCGCUGUUCACAAUGAUGCUUUGUGAUGGUUUGAUCUAGACGUGAAGUCAUCUUGUUAGAAGAUUUGAGUAAUGACCAACUCUAAAAUCAAUGAUAUUCCCUUUGCUUGUAUAGUGCUUCUGAACCCUGCUACAAGCUGAGCAGGUCUGGAGAUUGGUUUGGGGACUGAUCAAGCUACCAACCUUAGGGUAACUUGGCUCAGUUUAGGAGCCUGGAAACAUUCCUGUUAUGCCAGCUUUGUGCUGUUUUCUUUUCUUUUUCUUGUUCUUGUUUUUUUUUUUUUUUUUUUUUUGGUUUUCAAGACAGGGUUUCUCUGUGUAGCCCUGGCUGUCCUGGAACUCACUCUGUAGACCAGGCUGGCCUCAAACUUAGAGAUCCUCCUGCCUCUACCUCCCAAGUGCUGGGAUUAAAGGUGUGCAUCACCACUACCACCACUACCACCACCCCCCUCACCACCACCACCACCACCCUCACCACCACCACCACCACCACCACCCUGCUUUGUGCUGUUUUCUAAAGUUGUCAUUUCCUUGCAACAUAUGAGCAUCUGUGUUAAUUUUUUUUUCUGUUUUCAACAUUGUAGAAAUAGAAAAUUUCAUGAAUGACAUUGAUGUUGAUAAAUCUUUUUGCCUAAAAAUUUGAAUAAAAUUGCAGUUGUUUCAGUGA